UGCACCUUUCCAAGUAGACAUUUCAUUACAUCCCUGAAGCAUCAUGGGGUGCACAGCACUAUGUCUUACAUUGCUGGCCCUAAUCGCAGGCUCCUACGCCCAACUACCAUGCACACUUAUUACCCCCAAUGUGCUGCGUGUGGAGAGCGAGGAGACCUUCGUGUUGGAUGCUCAAGGACACAACGCUGCUUUUGAUGCUGAUAUUGUGAUCCAGGAUUUUCCUCAAAGAAAAAUCACUCUUGCCCAGGCCAAAGUCUCUCUAAACAGUGAAAAUGGUUUCCUUGGAGUGGUCAAAGCUUUGAUUCCUUCUAAGGACUUAUUAAAAGAGGAAAAAAAGAAACAAUAUGUGUAUGUUAGUGUGAAGGCCGCAGCAUGUCCCCUGGAAAAAGUUGUCCUGCUGUCAUUUCACAGUGGAUACAUCUUUGUGCAGACAGACAAGACCAUUUACACACCAGGAUCUAAAGUUCUCUAUCGGAUUUACACAAUGAACUACAAGCUGCAGCCUUUGUCCAAAACAGUGAUUGUUGAAUUUCUGACUCCAGAUGGGAUCAUUGUGAAGAGAGAUUCAAUAAUUCAAGAUAGUAAAUCUGGUAUCCUCUCUCAAUCAUACCAGUUGCCUGAAGUUAUAAGCUUGGGGGUAUGGACCAUCUCCGCAAAGUACGAAGAUUCUCCGCAGCAGAAUUACACAAAUAACUUUGAAGUAAAAGAAUAUGUCUUACCCAGUUUCGAAGUUGAACUGAAUUUACAAAAUAAAUUCUUUUUAUGGACUGAUGAAGAAUUUAUAGUGGACAUCAGAGCUAACUACUUGUAUGGGAAGCACGUGGAAGGAAAAGCAUUUGUGAUUUUUUCAGUGAAAAAGGAUAAUAUAAAAACUGGCAUCCCAGAAUCUCUUACAAGGGUUCAGAUUGAUGAGGGUACAGGAGAGGCAAAAUUAAAAAGAGCAGAUCUGUUGAGACGUUUCCAAAAACCUGAAGACAUGCUGGAAUAUACGUUGUGUGUAACUGUUACCGUCAUCACAGACUCAGGCAGUGACAUGGUGGAGGCUGAAUAUGAUGACAUUGCCAUUGUGACCUCUCCUUAUAAAAUUCUCUUUACGAAAACCUCAAAACAUUUCAAACCAGGAAUGCCCUUUGACCUUACGGUGUUUGUUACAAAUCCUGAUGGUUCUCCAGCAAAUCGUAUACAAGUGGUUGCUGAACCAGGGAACAUACAAGGAACAACACAGGCUGAUGGAACUACAAAGCUGACACUGAAUACAGGCGCAAAUAUGGCAUCUUUAGAUAUAACUGUGAAAACUGCACAUCCAGCAUUACCUCGUGAUCGCCAGGCAACUGCGUCUAUGAAAGCGACACCGUACAGAACAACAAAUGGUAAUUACCUGCACAUUGGCAUCACUGCAUCUGAGCUGAAACCUGGGGAAAAUGUUCCAGUGAACUUCAAUAUUCGAAACACUAAUCAAGCAAUUCAGAAUAAUAUCAAGAGUUUUACCUACCUGAUCAUGAACAAGGGUAGGAUUAUGAAAGUGGGCAGACAGCCACGCCAGCCAGGACAGCCACUUGUGACCAUGUCACUGCCUGUCAAUGAAGAAUUUAUUCCAUCUUUCCGAUUUGUAGCGUAUUAUACAGUACCUAUUGCUGGAGGCCAUGAAAUUGUGUCCGACUCAGUCUGGGUGGACGUGACAGAUUCCUGCAUGGGGACGCUGGUGGUGUCUGCUGAGAGGGAAAAUAGAGUCUAUCAACCUGGGACCUCCAUGAAGCUGAAGCUGAAGGCAGACCACAAGGCCUAUGUGGGACUGGUGGCUGUUGACAAAGGCGUCUUUGUGCUGAACAAGAAGUUUAAAAUCUCCCAAAGCAAGGUGUGGGAUUCAGUGGAGAAAACAGACAUUGGUUGCACUGCAGGAGGCGGUGCUGAUGGUGCCGGAGUGUUUUAUGAUGCUGGCCUGGCAGUACAGACAAGCUACAAGACAACAACAGCUCAAAGAUCAGAGCCAACUUGUGAAGUCCGUGCUCGGCGCAGGCGACGAUCUGCAGAACUGAUUGAAAUAAAAACCACCAAAGCUUCAAACUAUCAAGGACAUAUAAGAAAGUGCUGUUUGGAUGGCAUGCAGGAGAAUCCCAUGGGUCACAGCUGUGAGCAGCGCGCCCGCUACAUCCUUGAUGGGAAAGAGUGUGCGGCUGCUUUUGUGGACUGCUGCACAUAUAUUAAGAAAAAGAGAGAGGAUGAUUCAAAGCUAAAAGAACAUGAUUUGCUGGGAAGAAGUGAUGAGGAUAGUGAGUACAUGGAUGAUGCUGAUAUUGUGUCCAGGACUGAAUUUCCGGAGAGCUGGUUCUGGAAAGUGGAGCAUAUGUCAGAAAGACCGGAUGCUAAUGGUAUUUCUACGAAGAUCAUGAAUGUUUUCCUAAAAGAUUCUAUCACUACAUGGGAGGUGUUGGCUGUUAGUCUAUCUGAAAACAAAGGUAUCUGUGUUGCUCAGCCCUAUGAGAUUCCAGUUAUGAAAGAUUUUUUUAUUGACUUGAGACUUCCAUAUUCCGUUGUGAGGAACGAACAGGUCGAGCUCCGUGCCAUUUUGUACAACUAUGUAGAAAGGGAUAUUAAGGUACGAGUAGAGCUCACUUACAACCCAGAGUUCUGCAGUUUGUCUACAGCCAAAAAGAAGUUCCGACAGGAGGUGAGGAUUCAGGCUCUCUCCUCAGUGGCUGUGCCAUUCAUUAUUGUGCCUCUCACUCUGGGCCUGCAUGAUGUGGAGGUGAAGGCAGCGGUUGCUGGAACAUUUGUCUCAGACGGUGUUAGAAAGAAACUGAAAGUUGUGCCUGAAGGGAUGCGUUUGGCAAAAACUAUAACAUCAGUUACCUUAGAGCCAGAAGUUAAAGGAAAAGAUGGAGUGCAACAAGAGAAUGUCCCAGCGGUUGACGCACAGGAAAUUGUACCCCGUACAGAGGUUGACACAAUAAUUACCAUCCAAGGGACCCCAAUAAGUAGAAUGGUGGAAGAUGCCAUUGAUGGCUCCAAUUUGAAUCAUCUGAUUAUUGUGCCAAUUGGAUGUGGAGAGCAGAACAUGAUGACUAUGUCACCCAGUGUAAUAGCCACAGUUUACCUUGAUAGCACUGGGCAGUGGGAGAGAAUCAAUGUCAACCGUAGACAAGAGGCUAUUAAUCAUAUAAAGACAGGUUAUGUUCGACAAAUGGCUUAUCGAAAAUCAGACAACUCUUAUGCAGCCUGGAUGGAGAGACCAUCCAGUACAUGGCUUACCGCAUAUGUUGUUAAAGUGUUCGCUUUGGCUCAGCCCCUGGCAGACAUUGAGAGUGGUGUAUUGUGUGGGGCUGUCAAGUGGCUUAUUCUUGAAAAGCAGAAACCAGAUGGACUGUUUAAAGAGGAUGCACCUGUUAUACAUAAAGAGAUGACCGGUGGACUCCAAGGAUCUAAUGAGCCUGAUGUUGCCCUCACAGCUUUUGUGCUCAUUGCUUUGCUGGAAAGUCAGAAAUCUUGUGUUGCACAUGUCAAUAACCUUGUAAGCAGCAUUAACAGGGCAUCAUCCUUCCUCUUGGACCAGUACCCAUUCCUCAAAAAACAAUAUUCCAUUGCAGUCACCUCAUAUGCACUUGCCAUGGCUGGGAAACUGAGGGACACAAAUUUACUGAUGUCAGUAGCUAAAGAUAAGACUCACUGGCCUACAGAGGGCUCCCGAUUUAUCUCACUGGAAGGUACAUCUUAUGCCCUCCUUUGCCUCCUCCGCAUGAAGCAGUAUGAUGUAACAGGCCCCAUUGUUCGCUGGCUCACUGAGUCACGAUAUUAUGGAGAUAUUUGGGGAUCCACCCAAGCUACUAUUGUGAUGUUCCAAGCUUUGGCCCAAUAUCAGAUUGAUCUGCCAGGUACUAAUGAGAUCGAUUUGGAUGUCUCCCUUCAUCUCCCUGAGAGACAACAGCCACUAUCAUAUCGCAUCAAUCUUGGAAAUGCUUUAUUGGCACGUUCUGCUGAGACUAAGGCAAACAAAGCUUUUGUGGUACAAGCGAAAGGAAAAGGACAAGGCACAUUAACAGUGACCACAGUGUAUCACGCCCUUGUAACAGAGAAGGAAAGACAAUGCAAUAACUUUGAUCUGUCUGUGACAGUAAAAGAUGAACCAGAUCAUAAAAGACCAGAAGGGGCUAAGUCAACCGUAUCUAUAACAUUAUGUGUCAAACACCUUAAACCUUAUGAUGCGACUAUGUCUAUCAUCGAUAUUACCAUGAUGACUGGUUUCUCUCCUGAUAUUGAUGCACUUAAUAAGCUAUCAAAGGGAGUGGACAGAUACAUCUCUAAAUUUGAGUUCAACAAAGGAGUUAACGGUUCUCUUGUUAUUUAUGUAGAUAAGAUCUCUCACAAAGAGGAGGAAUGUUUGAAGGUUUAUGCCAACCAGAUCUUUGCAGUGGGUCUCAUUCAGCCUGCUGCUAUCACAGUGUAUGACUAUUACACUCCAGAAAGCCGCUGCACUAAAUUCUAUCAUGUGGAUAAGCAAAGUGCGUUACUGGGCAAGAUAUGCAAGGAUGAAGUGUGUCGUUGUGCUGAGGAGAACUGCUUCAUGCAGCAGCAGAUAGAUGAUGACAUCACUGCAGAACUUCGACUAGAAAAAGCUUGCCAGCCUGGUGUUGACUAUGUGUACAAAGCCAAAGUUACAGCAAUAAAACCUGGUGAUAACUAUGAUGCCUAUGUGAUGAAGAUUGAUAAAGUUAUUAAAGAAGGUACUGAUGAGGCCCCUGAGGGUAAUACACGUAAUUUCAUCAGUCAUGCAAAAUGCAGAAAAGCCUUACAGUUGGAAGUAGAUUUUGUCUAUUUAAUUUGGGGUACAACCCUUGACCUUUGGAAUCAGCCAAACGGCUACUCUUACAUCAUCGGGAAAGAGACCUGGAUUGAGCGGUGGCCAAGUGCAAGAGAAUGUCAGACUCCUGAAUACCAACAGGCCUGUGAUGAUAUUGAAAUGGUAGCUGAAAACCUGGAGCUGGGUGGCUGCCCCAACUGAUUGGGCUUAUCCUAAUGUCAAUUAUUAAAUUCUCACUGUAAAUUUCUUGUCAUAUUUUAUACAACAUUAAAAUGUAUGCUUUCUGUCAUCCUUGUCCUGGGUAAUUUGGCUUCCCAAAACGUCACUGUACACAAUAAACUACUGUUUUUUUAAAAGUC
Messenger RNA from Bombina bombina (fire-bellied toad), 5154 nucleotides. Its product is annotated as A.superbus venom factor 1. The transcript is spliced from 41 exons. Gene Ontology annotation, cellular component: extracellular region. Gene Ontology annotation, molecular function: protein binding; endopeptidase inhibitor activity. Bases 44 to 4996 code for a protein of 1650 amino acids. NCBI's taxonomy places the organism in Eukaryota, Metazoa, Chordata, Amphibia, Anura, Bombinatoridae. The record is from RefSeq and is a predicted model, not a curated record.